Messenger RNA from Patiria miniata (bat star), 4179 nucleotides. RefSeq lists its product as uncharacterized. Gene Ontology annotation, molecular function: nucleic acid binding; 3'-5' exonuclease activity. Bases 56 to 2668 code for a protein of 870 amino acids. Lineage: Eukaryota; Metazoa; Echinodermata; Asteroidea; Valvatida; Asterinidae. Gene Ontology annotation, biological process: nucleobase-containing compound metabolic process. The record is from RefSeq and is a predicted model, not a curated record. The transcript has 12 exons.
AACGAUGGACGAGUGAGGGCGCAAGUUCAGUUUGUUGUGUACGUCGAAAAUUAAGAUGGCGGCGUACGUGGGAAGGAAACUUCGUGUGUCCACGAUUGGAGGCGAUGAAUUCGAAGGCAUUUUGCACUCCUUUGAUGCCAAUAGCAAGAAAAUAUCUCUUAUGAAAGUGAGCAUCGUGCCUUCUGGGAAAAAGCUGACUGGAUUACUUCACUUCUAUGGACAAGAAAUAAGAGACUUGGUUGAGGUGGUUGACGAGCCCGGGAGCAAGACAAAGGAGAAGAAUAGACCACAGAGUGAGCCCAAAAAGGAAGAAGAUGAUCUGUCCGACACGGAAGACGACAGCGAUUUGAACCUUCAGACAUCACAUGGUUAUAUCUACCUUAAGCGCCCGGGGGCCAAGUUCAGGCAAGCUGUGGAUCUGAUCAAAACGCAGCAGUUGAUUGGUGUUGCUAUGGAAGCAGAGAAGCUGGGCCGUAGAGCCAAGGUGUCCCUCUUACAGAUUUGUUGCGUCAAUCAAGUCUUCAUCUUUGACGUCUUGUCUCUUGGGCCAUCCGUCUUCACCCAGGGCCUGGCCGAAGUCUUGGAGUCUCCCGCUGUUGUCAAGGUGAUGCAUGACAGUAGGUGGACCUCUGAUCAGCUGUAUCAUCAGUAUUCAGUCAAACUCACCAACGUCUAUGACACACAGGCUGCUGAUGUGCUGAUACGGAUGCGACAACUGAACGGCGAGCUGCCCCACAAGCUGUGCAGUCUCCCAGAGUGCCUGCUGGAAUAUCUGCACAUGUCCAUGGGAGAGGUCUACCCGCAGUGGAUGAACGAGCAAGCCAGGGAGAACGAAGCGGAUUCCUGCUGGGUGAAGCGCCCUCUACCACCCAAGCUGCUCUUGUUAGCGGCCGGUAAGGCCAGCCACCUGCCGGAGCUACGUGUCGUGACGCUCCAUCACCUCCUGGCAGAGUUCACGGCAUCCGUUGAGGUGUUCCUGGGCUGCAUCCGAGACCUGCCGGAUAUGAACCGCAGCAAGGCCAACGUCAGUUCUUCAGUGGUUCCCAGACAGUUGGAGAGGUUAGUGUACGGUCACCUACCAAGUACCAAUCCCCCGGUGUCCAAUCACAGUACAACACCCAUUGGAUAUGAUCCAUUGCAGAAAGAAACACUGACUCAUCCACAAGAGAAGAAGCAGAAUCCAGUGCAUCACCUAUCAUCCUCAGAUACCUCAGCUUCAAAGACGCCACCCACCGAGCCUACCCGCAUCACCACAACCCCUUCCCAGCCCAUGACCUCUAACGCGGAGAACUUCUGCGUGCCCAAAACAACCACAAGCAAAGUGGCAUCCCCUCCGGAGAGGCUCACAAACGGCUUUGCGCCGUCCACAGGUGACGGCGUGCAAAGUAAGCGCAGUCACCCACGAAAAGCUGCUGGCAAAAGGCAAUGUGCUCCUGUGUUCUCGCCGACGAGCUGUGACACAGAAACGGUGACGAAAGUGGAUGUAGACAAAGGAAAGAACGUUGUCUCAACGGAGAAAGAGGGAAACGGAGACGGAUUCUGGGACUUGCAGAGUGACGACCCUAACCCGGCGACCAAUCAGACGUCAGAAGUGCCAUCUUCAGUCACGGCAGCGGCGAAAUUGCCUGAGCAGGAUGCAGCAUCGCCCUUGCUGAGUAGAUCUGAGAUAGAGCAAGAGAGUCACAGUGGAAGAGUUUGCAGCGGUGAGGAUGAUAACGACAGUGAUGGUGAUGAUUCUGGAGACGAUGAUUCUGAUGAUGACAGUGAUUCUGAUGAUGAUGACAAUGAUGACAAGAAUAGUGGUCAUGACAAAUGGACAGAGCUUAAUAAGGAGAAUGCGAACACUUCCAGAGAACCCCUUCCCAGCCCAAGUAGUCACACCGAAACCAUCCAACGUCUCUUAAGCCUCUCCCCUACUCGGAAACACACACUUCCCACUCUGGAAUCAACCAGUCGUAAGGUUACCACUCGGAACAAAGGCAGCACCUUGGCCGGCAGCUCCAUGGGGAAACCAUCAAGUUCUGACCCACGGAGUACAGUGGACUCUGGCACGGGUCGCCUGUACAGCUCCGUUUUGAAGGAUGCUGGGCUGCUGAAAACUGAUAACAGACGUAGUGACGUCCUGAACGUGCAGUCCCCAACACAGUUCCCUGAACUGGAUCAGGAGAGCCAGGAGAAACCCAAGAAGCAUCUUUGCAGGCACGGUUGGGACCAGCCAUCCUCCGGUUGGGAACCGGGGGAUUCCGGUAAAGCACCAGUGACCAAAACUGGGGAACUCACUCAGGACGAGGUUCCUGGAAGCACCAAGAUAACACAGAGGAACCCAGGUGCUGUUCCAAAGGCGAGGUCAAUGUAUGCCACUUACCCGGAGGAAAACGCAGACCGGUCCCAAUCUGUGGGAGUGGACAAUAUGGGAAGCGCCAUGCAGCUGUCAGAAGAAAGACCAAUCAGACCAAGCAUUGGACGCGGGAGAGCUAGAGUAUUGGCGCAAAGCGAGGACAUGUUACGGAGCAUACGCAGACCAGUGGAGCUUCAAAACAGAAGUUUCCGGGUCCAGCAGUACGACUUUCCUUCUAGAGAGGAGAUGGCCAUGGUCCCCAAGAACUUGCCAGCCCGGGCCAGCGAUUACUACAAGGGCGCUGAAGCACCGGAUGGCAGCUACCCUUGAGAUGUACCCGUACCUCAAAGAUGUAGUGGUUCCAUCGUAGCUCAACCCAUCCUCAGUCAAACCUUGGCAACAAGAUUCUAAGCAGCUGAGUUGUAGUCUGGGUCCUCACAGGUCAAUCAUAAAUCAAUCAUAAGUCGAUCACAAGUCAUUCACAAGUCAAUCACAAGUUAAUCACCAGUCAAUCACAAGUCAUUCACAAGUCUAUCACAAGUCGAUCACCAGACAAUCACAAGUCAAUCACAAGUCAAUCACCAGUCAAUCACAAGUCUAUCACAAGUCGAUCACAAGUCAAUCACCAGACAAUCACAAGACCUUCAGUCUCAAGUCAGUUACAAGCUAUUCAACCCCGUGUUCGAUUACUUCCCCUGCGCUUACCUGUGCAAGCGCGACUGCGUUCAAUUUUACUCGAACCACCUGGCAAGUGUGACGUCAUUUAUUACGAAAUCAAGACUAAGAUUGUGAUUGGUCAAUUUUGAUGCCACAUUUUUGUAACCUGUACAAAAAUGCUUCUCAUCGUGAGCAUGAUGUUUACGCACGCAGGGAGCUUAAAUUACGUGCAUAUAGUAGGCGCCUGCUGAUUGGUCAGUUUCUCGAGGUCAUACGUAGUCUAGUUGCAUAAUUAAUCGCCAAAUCUGUUUACGUAAAAUAGACAUGGUCGGCUUUGCCAGGGCCAGGGUCUGUUACAUAGACGAGAUUUACCCUGGCAAAAAAUUAAGAAAGAAACCGGUAAACUUCCAUAUCAGUAAUGAUGUAUGGUUGUCAAUUACAAAAGCCAGAUUAAAAUCCCACUUUAGAAUGUGAUCAUUUUAUUGUUUUGAAGUGUCUGGAAUCAAAUCCAAGAGUGCUGAAAUCACAGGGAUCUGAUUUUAGUUUCAAAUUGAUUUUGUUCAAUUCAGGCAUCGAGUUGGCCAUCGAUUUCAGUUCAUUAGUGUAUAUUUUGUGUCAAUCUUGCCGUCUUCUGUAGAAAUAAUUUUUUAUUUAUGGUAUUGUGUAUAUAAAUGUGAUUUUCUUUUCUGUUUGCCUUAUUUUUUUGUCCUUUCCACAUUUAAUGUGAUUUUAUAGUAAAAGUAAAACAUUCUUCAAUUUUAAUUAUAUUUGUAUAAAAGUGAAAUCUAUUGUGCUUAAUUUCUGACAUCGGCAGAUUUCCUCUUUAGGAUUUUCAAAUUUUCAAAAUUGAUAUUAUUUUUCAACAUUAAUUUUGUAAAUCAGGAGUAUCAUCGUUUCAGAAGCUUUUGGACUUUAGGAAUAUCGCCAUUUUUAAAUAAAUGUCUUCACUUCGCCCAAGGGCACAACAGCAGCUUUGCAUUUGUCACGAAUUACAUGUUUUUGAAAAAGAUACUUUUACAUGGACCUGAUAUUUCCCAUUUAUGAGACAUGUCCAGAGAUUUUAAAUUUAAAUUUUUACAAUUUUUUGUUGUUGUAGUAUGUAAAAUUCUUUGCGCCCAAAGUUUUGGUGUUUAUAUUUUGGAUUUUGUAAUAAAUUUUGAAAACUUACAACAAAAUUUAAUAAA